AUGCCCGAGCCGGCCAAGUCCGCCCCCGCGCCCAAGAAGGGCUCUAAGAAGGCGGUGACCAAGACGCAGAAGAAGGGCGACAAGAAGCGCAAGAAGAGCCGCAAGGAGAGCUACUCGAUCUACGUGUACAAGGUGCUGAAGCAGGUGCACCCCGACACGGGCAUCUCGUCCAAGGCCAUGGGCAUCAUGAACUCCUUUGUCAACGACAUCUUCGAGCGCAUCGCCGGCGAGGCCUCGCGCCUGGCGCACUACAACAAGCGCUCCACCAUCACCUCGCGGGAGAUCCAGACGGCCGUGCGGCUCCGGCUGCCUUGCGAGCCGGCCUAA
This is a messenger RNA of Fulmarus glacialis (Northern fulmar), 327 nucleotides long. RefSeq names its product histone H2B 1/2/3/4/6-like. Gene Ontology annotation, molecular function: protein heterodimerization activity; DNA binding; structural constituent of chromatin. Bases 1 to 327 code for a protein of 108 amino acids. Gene Ontology annotation, cellular component: nucleosome. Lineage: Eukaryota; Metazoa; Chordata; Aves; Procellariiformes; Procellariidae. The record is from RefSeq and is a predicted model, not a curated record. The transcript has a single exon.